UGCUGUACAUGAGACCCCUACAGUGGUGGCUCAAGACCAGGGGGUUCUCCCUGAGGGGAAACCCGCUCCGCAUGAUCAAGGUCAUGCAGCGGUGCCUACGUGCCUUAGACAUGUGGAGGGAACCUGGGUUCUUGUCUCAGGGCCCAGUGCUGGGAGCCGCCAUCUCACUUGGCACAUCAACUGCCUGGAGAUGCUGGCUGUGUUUCUAGCACUGAAACACUUUCUCCCGGACCUAAGAGGUCGCCACGUGUUGGUGCGCACCGACAACACGGCAGUGGUCUCUUAUAUCAACCACAUCAUCCUACAGGCUGGCGCUCCAGAUCCUUGUGUGGUCCCAGGGGAAACUCCUCUCCCUGAGAGCAGUUUAUAUCCCUGGCCAUCUCAAUAUGGGAGCAGACGCCCUGUCGAGGCAGGGGCCGAUGCCCGGGGAAUGGAGGCUCCACCCCGAGGUGGUGGAACAGAUAUGGCGUAUGUUCGGCCGAGCUCAGGUGGAUCUGUUUGCGACUCAGGAGACGUCGCACUGUCCCCUCUGGUUCUCUCUGACUCAUCCAGCUCCCCUAGGACUGGAUGCUAUGGUACAGACGUGGCCGAGGCAGUGUCUGUACGCCUUUCCCCCGGUCGCUCUGCUCCUGGGAGUUCUGGAGAGAGUGCACCGGGACGGGGUCCGCUUGCUGCUAGUAGCCCCGUUCUGGCCGGGCCGAGUAUGGUUCUCGGAUCUGAUUUCCCUUCCCGACGGCUCUCCAUGGGAGAUUCCCGUCAGGAGGGACCUCCUCUCACAGGCGGGGGGCCACAUCCUUCACCCCCGCCCAGAGUUGUGGAAGCUGUGGGUGUGGCCUCUGAGGGGGCACAACUCGGAGCUUCCGGUCUCUCAGUCGAGGUUGUUGAGACCAUCCUCCAGUCCAGAGCUCCCUCUACGAGGAAACUGUACGCCCUGAAGUGGAAACUUUUCACUUCCUGGUGCGGAGACCGCCGGCUUGACCCUGUUCACUGCCCAGUUGGUACAGUGCUGGAGUUCUUGCAGGCCCGCCUCUCCGCGGGACUGACCCACUCCACCCUGAAGGUGUACGUGGCGGCUAUUGCGGCCUGCCACGCCCCUCUCGAUGGCCAGUCAGUGGGCAGGCACCCCUGGGUGACACGUUUCCUCCGCGGUGCGCUGAGGAUCAGACCUCCAGCUCGAUCUCGGGUCCCCUCGUGGGACCUGGCCGUGGUUUUAGAGGCUCUCUGAAAACCCCCCUUCGAGCCCAUAGAGGAGAUUUCGGACUGUUUUUUGACGUUGAAAACUGCCUUUCUCUUGGCGAUUUCCUCUCUUGGGAGAGUGGGGGAUCUUCAGGCCCUCUCUGUGGCCCCUUCUUACUUAGACUUUGCGCCCGGUCUGGCCGAAGCGUUCUUGUACCCCCGAGCACCGAGUGGCCACACAAGAGCUCUUGGAGCUCCAAAAAAGAGCCAGCGCCACGGCCGUGGCCUCUUUGUGGCCUCUCCCCCACCAGCCCGGCAGCCACUGCUGGAGGUAUGACUCCGAAGCCUCCCCUUGCUGCCAAAUGGACAUGCUGCUUCAAACCGCCAAGAGAUGGCUGCAGCCGGAGCGGCUCUCCGCCACAGAGGUCGUCGAACAAGUGGCCAUGGACAGGUUCCUGAGGGCUCUGCCGCCCGAGGAGUAGAAGGCCGUGAACAUGCAGGGAGCCCACAACCCUCGGGAGAUGCUGGAAGCUCUCGAGAGAGCUGUGGCUACACUGGAGAUAGGCAGGGUGAGUGACGAGAGUUUCCCCAGCCUCCGCUGGUGCGACGUCCAGACAUGCACUUUGCAGACUGUGCCCCCCCAUACCACCAUCCCUCCCAACCUGCCCACCAUCCCCGUCAAAGUCAACGGCCGGCCAAUCUGCGCAGUCAGCGCAGGGCAAAGGAGCUGACAGGAUGAUGUCAGCAGGUAAGGCCCCCAUCUCCACUAACCCUGUGUCAUCUGUGUUUUCCUUGGUCGAGAGGGAAACUUCGGCCAUUAUCAGCAUUCCCUUUGAACUAGUAGGCAUGGAUCUCAUAUGGCCACUCCCAAGGUCGGCCAGGGCCACGAAUACAUCCUGAUUACUGUGUACUACGUAACCUGGUACCCCGAGGCAGCCCCCCUUAAGAAGGCCACCUCCCGGAACAUCGCCUGUGAGCUCCUGCUCCUGUUCAGCUGAGUCGGAUUCACAAAGGACAUCCUCACCAACCAAGGUACGCCCUUCAUGUCCAAACUAAUAGCGGUUCUAUGUCAGUUGUUGCACGUGAAGCAUCUGAGGACGUCUGUCUACCACCCCCAGACUGACGGGCUGGUGGAGCAAUUUAACUAGACGCUGAAGAGAAUGCUCCGGAGGGAGGUAGAUGAGGAGGGGAGGAACUGGGACCUUCUCCUCCCCUACGUCCUCUUCACCAUCCAAGAGACCCCUCAGGCUUCCACUGGGCUCAACCCCUUUGAGCUGCUCUUUGGACGGCGACCAUGAGGACGGCUGGAUGUGGCCUGUGAGGCAUGUGAAGAGCAGCCCUCCCCCUACCGCUCCCUGGUCGAUUACGUCCAGGAAAUGCAAGAAAGGAUCAACAAGGUGAUGCCCAUAGUGAGGGAGCACAUGGAGGCUACCCCGUCCCGCACAGCCCUGAGAGUACCAACCUGGCGACAAGGCCCUCCUCCUUCUUCCUGAUGCCUCGUGUAAGUUCCUGGCUCGAUGGCAGGGCCUGUUCACAGUCCUCGAGAGGGUGAGCCCAGUGAACUACUGCCUGCAGCAGCCAGGUAAGCACGCAGACACACACAUAUACCAUAUAAAUCUACUCAACAAGUGGACUGAUCCCCCCCCCCGUAUUGUCUGCGUUCGCGAGCCUUCCCACAGAUUCAUCAGAGCGUACCUUGGUCCACCAAGGAGAGGAGCUCACGCCAGCCCAGAGCCAAGAGUUGUCUGAUAACACGACAUAUAGAUCCCACCAGUCUGACAGCAGCCCUAUCGCGUCCCAGAGGCUCGCUGUAGGGCAAUCGAGGAGGAGGUCAGCCAGAUGCUCCAAGAUGGAAUCAUUGAGGAGACCACCAGCCCAUGGUCCAGCCCCAUCGUCGUGGUGCCCAAGCCAACAGGAGCAUCUGGCUGUGUAAUGACUUCCAGAAGCUGAACCAGGUGUCGGAGGUCGACGGCUACCCCCUUCCUAGGGUCAAUGACCUGGUGGAGCGGCUGGGGAUGGCCCAGUUUAUUUCCAUCCUCAACCUAACUAAGGAAUACUGGCAGGUGGUCUUGAGCCCAGAGGCGAAGCCCAAGACAGUGUUCUCCAAUGCCAACAGCUGCUGGUAGUACCGGGUCCUCCCCUUCGGCUUGCAUGGAGCCCCAGCGACUAAUGGAUGUCGUAUCGCCAGUACAUCGCCGCAUACAUCGAUGACGUAGUCAUCCACUCCUCCACCUGGUCCGACCAUCUGCACCACCUCAGGGGGGUCCUGGGAGAGCUCUGGAAGUCUGUGCUGACUGCCAACCCCAGGAAAUGCCAUCUGGGACUCACCGAGGCACAGUACCUGGGGUAUUGCAUUGGCCAGGGGCUCCUGAUGCCUCAGGAGAAAAAGGUGAAUGCAGUGUGAGGAUACCCAAGGCCAACCACCAAAAAAGCAGGAAAGGCCAGCUGGACCAGGUACACUGGAGUCGGGAAGCAGAGCAAGCCUUUGAGGAGCUAAAACAGGCACUGAACGGACAGCGCCGGUUCAGCACCCCCUUUGUUUUGGAAAGCCGGAGUGCGUGUGGCCGCGAGGCGGAGCGACCUAAUCCAGAACGGCUGGCAGCCAGUCAUCGCUGAUGCACCAAUUCACCCUCCCGGAGACGACGGAGGGAUAUAAAAGGAGCCAGCAGCCGCUCUCAAAAAAAGGUAGGCACGAUUAGUAACUUAACUAAUGUGUGCUCUCUAUUCCCCUCCAGACAGAGACAUAAGCGGAGACGAUUGACCACCGCCUGUGAACGCCGACCUCUGACCUGCCUGAGAGUGUCCUUCGUGCCCUCCCCGUCUCAAGGAAGUGCCGCUGUUGGCCUGCUCACCUCGCUUAACCCUGGGAUGACACCUACCUCGUCACACUUCCCAAGCCACACUCACCUACACCCCCACACUCUGCCAGCACUGUUUUCUUCAAUAAAGAGCACUUUUAUCCACACUCUCGUCUCUGGGUGUCUGUGUUCAGCCCAACCAUGAUCCCAUGUUGCCACAGCACCUACAGUGGAUAUAAAAAGUCUACACACCCCUGUUAAAAUUUCAGGGUUUUGUGAUGUAAAAAAUGAAACCAAGAUGAAUUGUAUCAGAACAUUUUUCACCUUUAAUGUGAUAUAGCAACCAGCAAAACUCAAGUGAAAAAAAAAAAUUUUAAGGGAAAAAAGUGUGCACACCUUUAUACUUUAACAAAGUAUAACAUACUUUUUAAAGCACCUUUUUUGUAACAUAGGACUCAUGUCUUUUGGUUAAGAGUCUAUCAACUUAGCACAUCUUGAUUUGGCAAUUUUAUUCCAUUCUUCCAAGAAAAAUAUUCCAGAUCUAUCAAGUUGUGAGGGGAUCUCCUGUGCACAGCCCUCUUCAAGUCAUUCCACAGGUUUGGACUCUGACUUGGCCAUUUGAUCUGGGCUGUGACUGGGCCAUUCCAAAAUGAUCAUCUUAUUAUGAAGCCAUUCCUUUGUUGACUUGGAAUUGUGCUUUGGGUUGUCAUCAUGUGGGAAGGUGAAAUUUUUCUGCAUCUUCAGCUGUCUAACAGAGGUGGAUUUUGUGCCAAAAUAGAUUGGUAUUUGGAGCUGUCCAUGAUUCCCUCUAGCAUGAUACAGCCACUGCCAUGCUUCAGCAUGAGUAUAAUGUUCUUUGGGUGAUAAACUGUCUUGUUUUUGCACUAAGCAUAUCUUUUAGAAUUAUGCCCAAAGUGUUCUAUCUGGGUCUCAUCAGACUAUAAUUUUGCCACAUAGUUUGGGGUGAUUGUAUCUAUUGAUUGUUGUCACAUGCAGGGAGUGCCAGUAUUUGCCAUAUCUCUUGGCAGGCUCCCUGAUAAGUAUUUUUUGUAAGUAAGUAUUAUAAGUAUUAUCUUGGUUGAGUUUGUGCAGUAGGUGAAAAUUGAAGUCAGAGUCUGCACAGUAGAUACGGCCUGCCAAACAAUGUGUCUGCCCCUUGCCCACCCAUAUUAGGCAUAAGACAAUUAUGUAUAAGACAAGUAUAGGCAUAAGACAAGUGCAACAACUUAAGAUGGUGCCUCGAAUAACACUAGCUCUAAGUAGUAAGUACAGCAUUAUUAAUUAAUGUGUAAAUCACGUUAAAUCAUAAUAUUAUAGCAUAAGUAGCUAAUGUAAUAUUCCAACUGAAAAUAUACAGCAGUCAACAUUUACUCAACACGACAUAUUUUUGGAGGAAAAAAUUGCUGCCCUCCAUGAUUUUUAUCUAGCUCUGACACCUGCAGUAAGUUACCCAUCUGAAUGGUGCUCUUUUAUGCUCCUUUCGUUCUUUUGGUGAAGUGCAAUUAAAAAGGAGUAAUACACAAACUUUAAUAUUAUGACAUCAAGUUAGCAAACUAAUAUUUAAUCUUCCCAGUUUGCUAAUGCUAUCUAGCAGCUAUUUAGCUAGUUAACAGGCUAGGUUAGGCAUUAAAAUGAGCCACAUACUGAAAAACUGCAAAGAACUCCCAGCUGAGUGCCUGUUAGAACAGUUUACAGCAGAACAUGACAUAGCUUUGCUAUAUAGCUUAGCUGGGCUAAAGUCUCAGUAAGAGCUUUAGGUGCAUGUUGUGUGCACAUGAGGCUAGACUGUCAUUUCUAGCUGUUCAUCAGCCUAAACCAAAACUGUCAAUAAUCUUAUCAAACAUGCCCUGUUAAUUAUCAUCAAAUAACUCCUACUGUAUAUACAGUCAUUGUCUACAACACAUACUGGAGCUAGUGAUGUUAACCUUGACACUGAAGCUCUGAGGUGCUUGAUUCAUUCUGUGACAUACAAUGUCAGAAAGUUUGUUUUAUCACACAAGCACUUGACUGAAAAGGGGUGGGAUAUAUUAACCAGCAAGUUAACAGUCAGUUCUCGUAGUUGAUUUGUUGGAAGCAGGAAAAAGGGCAAGCGUAAGGAUCUGAGUGACAAGGGCCAAAUUGUGAUGGCUAGACGACUGGGUCAGAGCAUCUCCAAAAAGGCAGGUCAUGUGGGGUGUUCCUGGUAUGCAGUGGUUAGUACCUACCCAAAGUGGUCCAAGGAAGGACAACUGAUGAACCAGCGACAGGGUCAUGGAUGACCAAGGUUCACUGAUGCAUGUGGGGAGCACAGGCUAUAGCCCAUCUGGUACGAUCCCACAGAAGAGAUACUAUAGCACAAAUUGCUGAAAAGGUUAAUGCUGGCUAUGACAGAAACAUGUCAAAACACACAAUGCAUUGCAGCUUGCUGCGUAUGGGGCUGCGUAGCCGCAGACCGGUCAGAGUGUCCAUGCUGAGCCCUGUCCACUGCCGAAAGCACCUACAAUGGGCACGUGAGCAUCACAACUGGACCAUAGAGCAAUGGAAGAUGGUGGCCUGGUCUGAUGAAACACGUCUUUUACAUCGUGUGGAUGGCCAGGUGCAUGUGCGUCGCUUACAUGGGGGAAGUGAUGGCACCAGGAUGCACUAUGGGAAGACAAGCCAUCAGAGACAGUGUGAUGCUAUGGCCAGUGUUCUGCUGGGAAACCCUGGAUCCUGGCAUUCAUGUAGAUGUUACCUAGACACAUACCACCUACGUAAACAUUGUUGCAGACCAAGUAUACCCCUUCAUGGCAAUGGUAUUCCCUAAUGGCAGUGGCCUCUUUCAGCAGGAUAAUGCGCCCUGUUACAUUGCAAAAAUUGUUCAGGAAUGGUUUUGACUUGGCCUCCAAAUUCCACAGAUCGCAAUCUAAUUGAGAAUCUGUUGGAUGUACUGGACAAACAAGCCCAAUCCAUGGAGACCCCACCUCGCAACUUACAGGACUUAAAGGAACUGCUGCUGCCAGAUACCACAGAACACCUUCAGAGGUCUUCUGGAUUCAAUGUUUCGAGGGGUUGGAGCUGUUUUGGCAGCACAAGGGACACCUACACAAUAUUAGGCAGGUGGUUUUAAUGUUAUGGCUGAUUGGUGUAUGUACUUAAUUUUACUUAGUCUACUGUGUACAAGUCCAAAAAUUCAAAAUGAGAUUUUGAUGUUAAAGAGCAAUACCAAAGUUGGACAAAUAGUCUCUGAAAUACAUUCAGUGCCAGUUCUGCCGUUCUCAUUGAUGCGACCCUGUAUAUAUAAUGGGUCUAUGAUAUGUGCUAUAGAUUUUGAUCUCCUGGAUUUUAUGAGAUGUUAUUUGCAUUAGGAAAAGCUUUAGCACAUAUGGCAUGUGAAGUCAUGAUGCAGCUAAACCUCUAUCUCAACUCAGAGGGCAAAUCUUUGAUAGAGCUACAAACAAGCCAGCCCUAAAAAAAGGAGCAACCACUGGACUUUUAGAGUCACUGUACUACACACUGUAUUAAUCUGAUUACACAAGCUGUAUGUGUAGCCGCUUCAGUAAUUACAAGAGUGUAGUCUAUGAAUUAGGAUGCUUUUUCAACCAGUCUGUCAAAUACAAAGCAAAUUUAAAGGACACUGUAAAAUCACAGCAGAGUUUCACCUUUGGAUGUCAUUCUGCAGCAUAGUAGACACAUCAACUGAAGCCUUUAUGGUUUUCACGAAAAAUUUGUCAAGGGGAACACUGUGUUUGGUCUGAAAACAUUAAUGUGGGAGGUGGAGUGCCGAAACACCAACCUGCAGCUUCAACAACAGUAUUGGGGUGUUGUAUGCUGUGGAUCAUAUGAAAAAAAGAAUGCAAGAGAAAAAAAAUGAACACUUCCAAUGCUUGUUUACCAAAGCCCCUCAUGUGGCAACAAAGAUAGACCUGCAGCCAGUUAAGAUGCCUGUACAGAAGCUUUAAAACCGUUAGGACUGAACAAUAACCAGCGACCACACAGGAAAAUAAACACACAUUACUGCAGCAUUACAAAAUGUGACCAGAAAUUGCAGCAAAUUUGGGUAACACAAAUUGUUCAAAGAAAGAGUUUCAAAACUGUACAACUGAUGGGAGUUGAGCAGUCACUAAAUUUAAGAGGUUUGUAGAUUUUUUUAAAAAUCUUAUUUAUUUAUUUAUUUUUUACAGACAAUAAUUAUAUCCAGACCAAGGAGUUUUGGAAUUAUCUUCUUUUCUCUAUGAAGGUAGAUGGAGACAUAUCAUUUUGCUAGUUUAAACUGUCAAGGUCAUUGACAAAUCUAUUAUCUUCUACUAUAUUGGUUUCUCCCAAGAAAAACAGGUGUGGAUUUUCCAUGACCUAAAGAAAAGAAUGACAUCUCCAGCUGGACAGAUAAAGACUUAUAGGCGUAUUUUGUACAUCUUUGUAUUUUGUACGUCUUUCAGUGUAUAUGGAUUAACCUAGCAAGUGGAGAAUAUAAUUGUAAUUGCAGCAUAUAAUUGUAUUUAAUAUUGUAAUAACCACCUCUUAUCUCCAAAAAUAUUGCAAAGUUCACUACAAAACAAAACAGAAAGAGCACUGCAUAUUUGGAGACAACUACAUAAUGCGUACCAAAAAGCAUGGUGGAUAGAGUACAGCAUGUGGUUUGCUGAGCAAUUUAUCUGUGAUUUAAUGAUCCAAAACUCUGAACAAUCUGUGAUCCAAAUUUAGUAACAAGGAAUGCUAAACCUUUACAUCAUUUCUACUGAAAUGAUGGUGAUAUCUGAAGCAGGCCUUUUAUUAAAACAUCCCUAAAAUGGACAUCAACUAAAACAGUUUUAUACAUGCAUUAAAAAAGACUUCCAUCUACAUAACCCAGUCUCUUGAAAAUAAUUUUCACAUACAAAUUAUUUGCAUCUCCCUAUAUAUGAUGGGUAACACUUCACAGUGCAGUUCAUCAACUCAUAGGUAACUAUUCAGGAACUAAGUAGGAACAAAUGAACAGUUCUUCAGGAACACCUACCUUAUUCAUAUAAAAUACUAAGAACUACUAGUGAAUUACUCAGUAAGUAUGUUAGUAGUUCACUAUUAAUUAUGCAGUAAUUAACUGAGUCUUAAGCAGAAUUACUGAGUCUUACAUUUCUCCUGUAGAACUAUGGCUCUUUUAUAAUAAUUACUGAAUAAUAACUGAUCACACUGACAUUAAUCCCCAAUAACUAAUUCUUACCUUCCUCCUGGAGUUCUACUGUGUAAUGUACCUCAACCUAUUCUAACACCUCAGUGUCUAAAAUGUAAAUAUUUGUAUGAGUAAUUAUAGGUUUCUUCAGAGGAGCACAGGGUCAGAGUGUUGUUUUUAUUUAGCCAGUCAAAGACUAGAGACAGAAUUAUACAACAAUAACUUACAAAAGCAAAAGACUGCAUUGUAACAAUGAAUAACAAAUGGAUGGAUAACUAUGUGUAAUACUGUUUCACAUAAUCAUUAACUACAACACAGUAACAUUUCACUAAUUACUAAUGAGUUUCCAUGUGUUUUACUUUACAAAAAAAUGUAGGGCACUGGUGGCUCAACAGUUUAAGCUCUGGGUUUCUGUUCAGAAGGUCAGGGUUUCAAGCCCCAGUACUGCCAAGCUGCCACUGUUGGGCCCUUUAGCAAGGCCCUGAACCCUCUCUGUUCAAGGGGAGCUGUAUCAUGGCUGACCCUGUGCUCUGACCCCUGCUUCCUAACAAGCUGGGAUAUGUGAAGAAAAGAAUUUCACUGUGCUGUAAUGUAUAUGUGACAAAUAAAGGCUUCUGCUUCGUUCUGUUCUACAUCUUCAUUAACUACUGAAGAACAACACAGUAACACUUCUGGCAUUACUAAUGAGUUUUGUAUUAUUGUUUAAACUCAUAUAGAUAUAGUUAAAAUAUAUGCAAACAACAUUCUUAAGUGUUUCAUAGAACUGGGAGCUGUUAUGGUACAAAACAGGGCUGACAAAUGAAUUUAAAAGGUACAUUCUAAUUACUUACCAAACACCAACAAUUCUAAUUACUAAACAACAACAACAACAACAAAACAACAACAACAACAAUAAUAAUAUAAUUUAAUAUAAUAUAAUAUUAUAACUGAACAAACAUUAACAUUAACACACCAUUUGCUCAUAUUACAUAAAACAUGGAAAAAUCAUCACCUUUUUUAAACAAAGAAAGUAAUCGGAAGGCAAUUUCAUCAUUUAAAGAAGUGAAAUGUCAUCAUUUUAUCAUUUAGUUUCAUGUUUUCAAUUAAAUUCUCUUUAAAUAAUGUUUUAGCUCAGUUACGAUUCACAGUUUUCACCACAGUCAUAUCAAGUAGGCAUAUUAAACAAUGCAGUAAGGUACUACAAAUUAAUAAAUUGUACUAAUGAUCAUUAGAGAUAUUAUGAUCAAUAUAUACAAACUGCACAGUAAAAAAGCAAAGUUACUGAGUAUAUCUGCUUAUGGCAGGGGUGUCCAAAUUACGGCCUGCUACCAUUUUUAUAUAAUAGAAAUAUAUAUGUAUAUUUCCUUAUUUCUGUUAUUAUUGUCUAUGGCCCAUGACUGCAUAUUUUUUGUCUAUCUGGCCCACAACAAGAAAAGGCUCAUGGCCUUGGUCCAUGCUUUGCUGCUCCACUCUUCUUGGAAGACUUUCCACUAGAUUUUGGAACAUGGCAAUGGGGAGUCACCUCAAUUCUGCCACAAUAUUAUAUUUUUGCAUCACUGAUGUAGAGCAGUAAGGCCUGACUCAGAGAUGGCUCCACUUCAUCCUAAAGCUGUUAUAAGAAGUGGAGGUCACCAAAUUGACCAAUGUUCCUUCACACCAAAUUCACUAGCCAUUUCUUUAUGGGUUUGGGUUUGCAUAGGGUUCGGGUUUGCCAGUGCUAUCAUUGGAAUACAGUUGGGUUUUGUCUAGGGUUAGAAUUUUUAGGAUUUUUCCAUUAGAAUAAGAAUUUAUAUCAGCCCAUGUUCCACAGUUGGAAAUUUUCAAAGAAGCUUCAAAACUGUGUUGCAAAAAGAAAAAAACCUAGACAUUUUUGCGUAAGAUUUUCUAGUUCCCUUUUUUGGUUUGCCAAAAAACUCUUGAGAACUCUUGAGAAAUAGACGCUGUGUUCUGUGAGAGGGAAGUGAUCAACUCCUAUGAGUGUAUUUAAGCUGUACUUCUACCUGAGCAUUCUCCACUCUCAGUGCUGCUACGCUGUGUGUGACUCUCAUCAUGUACCUGAUGCAAGACAUCAUCCUGCUGCUGCUCAGCAUUAGUCUAGUUCA
Molecule: messenger RNA, 11162 nt
Organism: Pangasianodon hypophthalmus (striped catfish)
Lineage: Eukaryota; Metazoa; Chordata; Actinopteri; Siluriformes; Pangasiidae
Exons: 2
Coding region: 191-1225 (344 amino acids)
Source: RefSeq, a predicted model, not a curated record